Molecule: messenger RNA, 1596 nt
Organism: Xiphophorus couchianus (Monterrey platyfish)
Lineage: Eukaryota; Metazoa; Chordata; Actinopteri; Cyprinodontiformes; Poeciliidae
Gene: rasd2b
Product: RASD family member 2b
Exons: 2
Coding region: 111-1244 (377 amino acids)
Biological process (GO): signal transduction
Molecular function (GO): GTPase activity; G-protein beta-subunit binding; GTP binding
Source: RefSeq, a predicted model, not a curated record
GCAGCUGACAUCAGCAAACACACACAGAGAACUGAGGAAUCCCAGCCUCAUCUGUGAUUCUGUCCGCUUUUCGGCUGCGCAAAAAAAAAAAAAAAAAAGCGCCAGUAGCGAUGGAAAUGGGAAGCAUUUCCACUGGCGCCCCGACCAGCUCCGUUUCUGCGCGGCACCAGCUCAAAUGUGCCGAAAAAGAAACGCACCUGCAGGAGAACAAUGACGGACAAUGCUCUGGUCUCUCCAAGGUCUGGCUGGCUUACAAACACGCGUCGCAGCAGCUGAGUUCGUCUGGAAUCAAAGCGGGCUUAGGUCUGCUUAAAGUAGCCACGUCUCAGUGGAAAGAGGAGAAGAAGACAGGCGGCGCAAAGAACAGCCAUCCCGCCAAGAGAUCCUCGUUGGAUCAGCUAACAGAUUUAGUCUUUCACGGCCCGACCCGUCGCAGCGGUCUGCAGCACCGACCGGACCCUCUUUACCUCACCAAGCCGCAGAACUGUAAACGCAUCGUAGUUCUCGGUGCGCCGCGGGUUGGUAAGACCGCCAUCCUCAGAAGAUACCUCCGGGACGGGUUUGUGGAGGAGUACAGUCCGACCUCUGAGGAUUUCCUUAGGAAGUUAUUUUGCAUCCGCGGGGAGACCUACCAAAUAGACAUCCUGGACGCGUCCAGGGAGAGGGAUUUCCCGGCCAAGCGGCGACUCUCCAUUCUCACUGGAGAUAUUUUCCUACUCGUCUUCAGCCUCGACGACAGGAGCUCUUUCGAGGAGGUGUGCAACCUGCGAGAGGAGAUUUUGGCCGCUAAAUCCAAGCUCACCAAGUCCUCGGUGCCGGGGCAUUGCGCACAGCCGCGGGUCCCGCUCGUGGUCUGCGCCAACAAAGCGGACCUUGACUCCCAGAGAGGGAUUUCACGCGCGGAAGUGCUCACAGCACUCGGCGGUGACUGCACGUAUUUUGAAACAUCUGCGAAGGACAGCACCAACCUCGACAAAGUCUUCGAGACCCUGGCGAAGCGGGGCGGCCUUCCGACGGAAACGGGUCCGUUUCAGCACCGCAAAGUGUCCCUCCGGUCGUACCAGGCCCUGCGGACGGACCGGGCGGCGUGGAAGGGUGGAAAGGUGGAGAGGCGAGAUGAUCCCUGUGGCACCCUGUACCCACUGGCCCGUCGGCCGAGCUUCACCACAGAUCUUCGGCAGAUCAUUGGGCCACGGAAGGGAACAAAACCGGGCCAAGGACUGGAGAAAUGUCAAAUUCAGUAAAGGACUGAGAGCGAUUACAUCAAACUCCAGUCCUCAAGGGCCGCAGUCCUGCAACUUUUAGAUGUGCCUCUGCUGCACCUCACCUGAAUAGAAUAAUUAGGUCAUUAAGGCUCUGGAGAACUGAUCUACACAAGGAGGAGGCAAUUAAGCCAUUUCAUUCCAGUGUUUUGUACCUGUGGCGCAAAAACUGCAGGACAGCGGCCCUGGAGGACUAGAGUUUGACACCUGUGGAUUACAACAACGCAUGAGCACUUUUCUUCUCGAAGAAAUGUCAAUAAAUGAUCACUUUGACUUUUUAAAAUCAAAAUGAUUAAAAAUAAAUAAAUUAUUUUUAAUAAAAUAAAGCGUGUUU